Molecule: messenger RNA, 1203 nt
Organism: Oldenlandia corymbosa var. corymbosa
Lineage: Eukaryota; Viridiplantae; Streptophyta; Magnoliopsida; Gentianales; Rubiaceae
Source: the annotation of a GenBank genome assembly
AUGGAAGAACAACUUAGUUCAUUGGCUAUCACUCAUCUUCUUCAACAUACCCUCAGAAGCUUGUGCAUUCAUGAAAACUCUCAAUGGGUUUAUGCUGUCUUCUGGAGGAUCUUGCCAAGAAAUUAUCCACCACCAAAGUGGGAUUGUCAGGCAGGAGUAUAUGAUAGGUCAAGAGGAAACAGAAGAAACUGGAUAUUGGUGUGGGAAGAUGGUUUCUGCAAUUUUGCAGCCUCAACAGCAGCUGAGAUCAGCACAGGAGAAUGCCCAAGUUCAUCUGUGUAUGGGAACUGCGAGUACCAACACUAUCAAGGACUUCAACCUGAACUUUUCUUCAAGAUGUCCCAUGAAAUCUACAACUAUGGUGAAGGUUUGAUUGGAAAAGUAGCUGCUGAUCAUAGCCACAAGUGGAUCCAUAAAGAACCAAAUGAUCAAGAAAUCAACUUCUUGUCAGCAUGGCACAACUCAGCUGAUUCACAUCCUAGAACAUGGGAAGCUCAAUUCCAGUCUGGUAUUAAGACUAUAGCUUUGAUUGCUGUUCGAGAAGGUGUCAUUCAAUUAGGAGCUGUCCAUAAGGUGGUUGAGGACCUGAGCUACGUUGUACUACUGAGGAAGAAGUUCAGUUACAUUGAAAGCAUACCAGGAGUACUUUUACCACAUCCAUCAUCACUUGCAGCAGCAGCCUAUCCUUCCUUUAAAGUUGAUGGCUAUGGAGGAUCAGUAGCAGCAAUUUCAGAUGGAUCAUGGCAUUUCCAUGGAGUGCCACCUCAUCCAUCAGAGCUAAUCUACCAUCAUCAUCAUCAUGAUCAUCACCAUUUCCACCAGCCAGCCAUGAAAAUAACUCCAUCAAUGAGCAGCCUUGAAGCCCUUCUCUCCAAACUGCCUUCUGUGGUUCCUUCUUCAGCUGCAGCAGCUUCAUCACCUCCACAACAACAACAACAACAACCAAUAAUGUUUGGGUAUGGGACUGAUAAGGCUCCAACAUUGCAAUACAGUAACAAACGAAUGGAGUUAAUGGCAAUUGAGAAAAUGGCUAAAGAAGAAGAAUUUGAGGAGGAUGAUAAUGAAGAUAAUAAGCAGCAGCAAGAAGAAGAAGAAGAUGAGAAAGAUGUUGGUGAGAGUAGCAGCUCAAUGUCUUCUUACCAUCAUCAUCACCAGCAUUUUGCUUAUGUGAGUGAAGGAAUGCAUCAAAGUAAUGGGUAUUGA